UUUUUUUUUUGUGUAAAUAUAUGAAAAUUUGUUUCUAGAAUUGUAACUAAUCGGUGAAGUGUAAAAAAAAAAGUGUCUUUUUUUUUCUUGUUAUUUGUUUUUGGUUACCAGUAAAUUAUAAACAAAUUCAACCACAAACUGCUAUUGUAAGGUGUGUCUUGAAUAUUUUUAAAGCUAAAAUAUAGGCAAAAAGAAUGGUUGUGUUUUUUCGUAUAAUGUAUGUAGAUGAAAAUUGUAGUAGCGGCGUGUAGACUUCAAAAAUUUACUUCCGAAAUAUUAAUAAUUACCUUUCGCCACGCGUUUCGCUCAUAUUAGUUCGUAAAUAUGAAAAUCAAAGUGGAUGCAACGAAUAUUUCUAAAUUAAAAGUUAACGAUAAAAUGCCACAAGUGUCUGCUGCCCAUCAUCAUGAUGUUGGAGACAUGGAAUUAGUCGACACGGUCUCCGACUUAGAUGAUAAAGAGAAUUUGGUAUCGUUAAAAGCUCAAGAAGAUGAUUCCUUUGAUAUUUUACCACAUUUAAUAACAACAACAACAAGUACAACUACAACAGCACGUAAUAAUCUUAUCCUCGUUUCUAUGGAAUGUAUGCAAACAGGUGUACCGACAUUGACAACACCCACCCUUACACCGACUACUCUACGAAGUAUAGAGGAAUCGUUUAUACAAUUGACCAGUGAACCGAUUAAUGCGCCCUAUCAGGCUGGUUUUAUUCCGCCGCCAUUAGGUUCAUACAAUGCUUCGUCGAGUAGUAACAAUAAUAAUAACAGCAAUAGUAACAACAACAACAACAACAACACAACGACCUCUGCUAAUGUAUUAACAACCAAUGCUACCUUGAACAAUGUCUACUUGGGUGAUUUAAGUGGUGGAACUAGUCUACACGAUUACGGUAAUAUCAAUGAUUCGGAAACGGAAAACUCUCAGGGAUCUUGGAAUCCAGGACAACUGAAUGAAGACAAUUCUUUGGCCACAACAGAUACUUCAAGUGCCGCCACAGAUAGUACCUCAUUUCAGCAUGGCCUAAAUAGUUUGGGUAUUAAUACCUUAAAUAAUUCCAAUUCUGUGGCCACCAGCAAUGAUUUCGCUACCGCAAACAUAGCAGCCAUGGCUGCAGUGGCUGCAGCUGCCAAAAUACCAAAUACCAGUAAUACCUCAAAUAGUGCCACUACUGCGAUCACAGCAAAUGCUGCAAAUUCAAACGCGCCCCCUCCUACUCGGAGAGGAGGAGGUCGCCGUCCAACGAAUGCCACUAAUAUGACACCGGAAGAGGAAGAGAAACGACGUAUACGACGUGAACGUAAUAAAUUGGCCGCAGCGCGUUGCCGCAAACGACGAGUCGACCAAACUAAUGAACUAACCGAUGAGGUGACUCAACUGGAGAGAAAACGUGAAGAUUUACAAAAGCAAAUUGAAAACUUAAACGGUACUAAACAAGAGUUGGAAUUCAUAUUGGAAGCUCAUCUUCCUACAUGUCAAAAGUUAAGGCAGAAUUUGUUAAACGUUAACGCGUACGGUGGUUUAAGCAAUAACGAUAAUAUUACAGGUUUAGAUACCACGUUGGCUUCAACGGCACGUAGUAUUUCGCCUAUAGAUUUAAAACCUGUACUAAGCGAUCAAUUGUUAACGCAAAUAAAACCAGAGCCUUUAGACAGUGCCCUUGAUUCAAAUUCAUCAUUGGAUCAAGAUGGUCCACCAUCACCGAAACGUUUACUAUUAAGUAAUCAUAAUCCCAUGAUACCGCCACCGCUACCAAAUGUAGCCACACUAUCGGCUUCAUUAGCGGCCGCGUCUGCUUCACUUAAUACCCCAAUUGUAACAACUGCACCGGUUAGCUUUGGCUCAAUGUUUACCGGCAACUCUAUACUCAAUACAUCCAAUAUAAAGACAAGCUCUAAGCAAAGACCGAACUCUUUGCCAACAGUGCCAAGAAAUAUGGCUCAAAAUUUAGCUUUAAAUGUCGAUGGCACUAAACCGCCUACUGACAUCAACGGUGUGGCUAUACAAACACCAUCAACUGGCAUGUUCAACUUUGAUUCCCUAAUGGAUGGUGGCACUGGUCUCACUCCAGUUUCAGGACCAUUAAUACCCAAUUGCUCCUCACAAAACAAACAUCCCUUAGAAUUGGUCACACCUACCAGUGAACCAUCAAAAAUAUUGAGUUUAUAACAAUAAAAGCAAUUGUUAGCAAAUGCAACACUAACAAUAAAUAAUAGGAGAAAAUUUCGAAGAGGGAGAGUGUGCAAACGAAGCUGGUCUUGAAAAACCCCAUUUAUAUAUAGAAAUCUAUAUAUAUAUACAUACAUAGAUAC
This is a messenger RNA of Glossina fuscipes, 2309 nucleotides long. RefSeq names its product transcription factor kayak-like. Lineage: Eukaryota; Metazoa; Arthropoda; Insecta; Diptera; Glossinidae. Gene Ontology annotation, molecular function: RNA polymerase II cis-regulatory region sequence-specific DNA binding; DNA-binding transcription factor activity, RNA polymerase II-specific. Bases 325 to 2166 code for a protein of 613 amino acids. Gene Ontology annotation, cellular component: nucleus. The record is from RefSeq and is a predicted model, not a curated record. The transcript has 3 exons. Gene Ontology annotation, biological process: regulation of transcription by RNA polymerase II.